AUGACCAUGAGACCAUCCAAUCAGGUGGUGCUGUGGCUGUCAGCCAACAGGGCAAAGGUCAUGGUCGAUCUCUUAAUGCCCACGGCAGUUGGUAAAGGUGAGUGGACGCAGAGCUGCAAACUGAUUGGGACUCGGGAGAAAUGUGUUCUGAGUUUUGGUGAGCUUCUUGCCCGCCUGUCCGUGCUUAGGCAAUUAUGCAAGAUAUCGAGGGUAAAGGUCUGCUUUGAUACUGAAAAUGCUCGUGAUUCUUUCUACAGAGCAGCAGUGAACUUUGUUUUAGAUGAUUGCAUGCAAGCAGCAAAAGACAUUGGUGCAGUAAAACUUAAUGGUGAGGAUCCAAGGGAGUUUGCCGGUCUUGCUAGCAAUAUUGGAUUAGACAAGUUUCGUGUUGCCACUCUUGUAUGUGCAUCAAUUGCUACUCGUACACGGACAUGCUUCUUGCAAUGCUGGGCUCUAGAGAUUCAAGGAAAACGGCCAGAAGCACUGGAUGAACUUGUGAAGAUUUGUAGAAUUCAUUACAUAUUUCCUCCAGAGGACAAUUCUGCAGAGAUGGAAAUGGUGGCUGCUGGACUAGAAAAGAAUUUGCAUGUUGCCGAGAGGGUUCACCUUCUAUAUCUAUACAGGAGCGCUUGUACUGCUGGUAACUUAAAAACAGCUGCAGAGGCUCUUGGUCUGUAUUAUUGGGGGGAUGCUUUUGCAGUCUCCCAAUAUCUCAUCCCCAAGGCCUUGUCCUUUAACCAUUGGACCAAAAUAGUUUGCCAGAUGAAUGAGAAUACACCAGAAGGAUUAGUUAUGCUUACAUUUGUAGUCCGUGUUGCAACGCCCAUUCAUCAACCACAGAUGGAGGCUUUGAAGCCCCUGACGCAGUUUUGGUAUUCCUACUUUCUUAACAUGCAGUAUGCUACCAAGACAAGAAUCAAGCAUACUGCAGAUUUCCUUCUCAUCAGAUUCUUAGGGACAGAUCCGCACGAGGCCCCAAGACUAAUGCUGAAUCAUGAUCCUUUCAUGGACUUUUAA
Miscanthus lutarioriparius is the source of this 1017-nucleotide messenger RNA. The record is from the annotation of a GenBank genome assembly. NCBI's taxonomy places the organism in Eukaryota, Viridiplantae, Streptophyta, Magnoliopsida, Poales, Poaceae.